AUGGCACAAAGGUUUCAAGUUGGGUGGAUGACUCUAUUAUUAGCAGGAUGCUCUUCCUCAUCACCGCUGAUACCGGGCAUCUUUCUCAUCUCCCUGUACUACGAGGACUACGCGCCCAAGCCAUCCACCGCCCAAGUCGACUUCAAUGUCCACAAUGCCAUCGCAGUGAUAGCGGGAGACGCCGUAUUAGCAGCAAGAGUCGGAUACUUUGGUAUCUGCAUCAACCCGGACGGAGGGUCGUGGCUCUGCAGCAACAAUGCCACGUCUCUCGCCAAUGAGAUCGCGUUGACGCAAGAUCCUCUGAACUUGGUCUGGCUCGCCAGCCAGUUCAAGGACAUGAUUGUAUUCCCCUACCUGAUAAUCAUCGCCAUCGUCUUCGCAUUCAUCUGUCUCGUCCUCCUCGCAACCUUCCCAGGCUGGCACGAAGAAGAAGACGCCCACGGCAGCGAGCGCGAAGUCAAGCCCUUCCCCUCGCGCCCCGUCUCCCAAAUCGCCCUCGCCAUCAUCUUCAUCGCUUCCAUCUUCGUGCUCGUCUCCGUCCUCUGGCAGCACACCGCCUCGGUCGCCGCGUCCGUCAUUGCGCAAGACUUCGGCAACGGCAGCGUCAAGAGCGGCGUCGGAACUACAGCCAUGGUCCUCGGCUGGUUCGGCUUCACGCUCCUCAUCAUCGUCACCAUAGGGCUGCUGGUUAUGAUCCUGAGUAUCAGGGUGCUGAACGAAGCGUUCUCGUGA
Messenger RNA from Drepanopeziza brunnea f. sp. 'multigermtubi' MB_m1, 732 nucleotides. The record is from RefSeq and is a predicted model, not a curated record. Lineage: Eukaryota; Fungi; Ascomycota; Leotiomycetes; Helotiales; Drepanopezizaceae.